Hemicordylus capensis (graceful crag lizard) is the source of this 4306-nucleotide messenger RNA. RefSeq lists its product as uncharacterized. The record is from RefSeq and is a predicted model, not a curated record. The transcript has 2 exons. The coding region runs from base 746 to 2815 and encodes 689 amino acids. Lineage: Eukaryota; Metazoa; Chordata; Lepidosauria; Squamata; Cordylidae.
UGGCCGUGGGGACUGCCCUUUAGCGCCCCCUACGGACCAUACGGGUGGUUCCCAGGGCCAGUUAACUGGGCAUCUCCACACGCCACCUGUAAUCAGGUCUGGCAAGGGGGGAGCGCUGCUUUGCCCACCCAGGGGCCAACGGCACAGUUCAGCUCUGCUUGGCAUACUGGGGAUGGGCCCGUACCCUUGGGGGACCACCUCCUUCCAGCAGUUAAGGAACGGAUUUGGAAAGGAGAGUGCAUUGACGUGUUCCAAUUGCUCUUCAAGGAGCCGGAGCCACUGGAGAAGGAGGGGUCCCAGGGGAAGGACAAGGAGAGGACAAAGCGGAAGCCCAUUGAGCAUAAUUGGGCAAAUUGGGUUUCGGGGUACACAAUCUACAUGGGUGUUCUGAUGCAGAAAUAUCCAGAGCGGGGCCCCGCUCUUGUUAAGUAUUUUGAUAUUAUACACAGAGCCUUCAUGGACUUUGCUGGUAAUGCCUGGGAGCGCUACGACCAAGCGUUCCGCGAGCGCGCCUCCAGCAAUGCGGGUAUAUCCUGGGAAAGGCAGCACCCCGAGUUAUGGCUUCAGAUUAUGACACCCGCGAGGCCCUUGGUUGGCGAGCGCGCCGACAGCGGGCACCUCAUUUCCAAAACACCGGCAGCGUCAGCGGCUUCGGCCUCAGGCGCACAGGGGGUUCAAGGUCCCCUGGUGUGCUGGGAAUUUAACAAGAACGGGAAGUGUGCCCGCUCCCCGUGCAAGUACCGGCAUGACUGUGGCUUCUGCGGUGGGCGGCACGCCAGUAUCUACUGCCAGCGGGCCAAAGCCCUUAGGGGAAAAGGGGGAUACCAAGGCCCGGGAGGGGCAAAGGGCCCAGCAGCCACGGCUGGAAAAGGGCCCCAGCCCAAUUAAAAUCCCGGUGCUCCGGAGGCUGCUGCGUGACUACCCCAACAGGGAGCGCGCACGCUAUAUUGAGGACGGUUUUGUGAAGGGGUUUAGGAUUCCGUGCCAAUCCAGGCGGGUCCAUAGUUUUGCACGCAACCUAAAAUCGGUUAGGGGGAUGGAACACAUAGUAGCGAAAAAGAUAGCCAAGGAGGUGUCUCUGGGGAGGGUGCUGGGCCCCUUUGACAGGCUGCCACUGCCAACAUUGCGGGUAUCCCCUUUGGGCGUGGUCCCUAAGAAGGCGCCGGGAGAGUAUAGGCUUAUCCACCACCUGUCCUACCCAAGGGGCGACUCGGUUAACGAUGGGAUACCGGCGGACCUUUGCUCAGUACGGUAUACAUCGUUUGAUGAGGCUGUGGCCAUGAUCAGGGGCUGCGGGCCUCGGGCACUGAUGGCGAAGUGCGACAUUGAAUCCGCCUUCCGCCUCCUGCCCGUGCACCCUGAUGACUUUGACCUUUUGGGCUUCGCAUUUAAAGGGGGAUUUUACAUCGACAGAGCCCUCCCCAUGGGAUGCUCGGUCUCCUGUGCGGCCUUUGAGGCUUUCAGCUCUAUGCUGGAAUGGGCACUGCGCCGGAGGGCGGGGCUACGCUCCUCCGCUCACUAUUUAGAUGACUUUAUUUUCGGAGGAAGGGAGGGCUCUGGCCAAUGCCUACACUUACUGCGCUCAUUCAGGGCACUCUGCGGGGAUCUGGGGGUGCCACUGGCUAAGGACAAGACAGAGGGCCCGACCACGAAGCUUACAUUUCUGGGGAUAGAGCUGGACACGGUGGGACAGCUCUCACGCCUCCCCGGGGACAAGCUCAGCAUCAUGAGGGAAUUGCUCAGGGAAUGCAGAGAGGCUAGGAAGGUAACGCUACGCAAAUUGCAAUCGCUGGUUGGCCACCUGAACUUCGCUUGCAGGGUGGUGGCUCCAGGCCGCCCCUUUCUAAGGCGCCUGUGUGAUGCCAUGGUGGGGUGUAAUCGACCCCAUUUCCUCAUUAGGGUGUCUACCGCCAUGAGGGAGGAUAUGGGGCUCUGGCUCAGGUUCCUGGAGUCCUUUAAUGGGGUGUCAUUCUGGCGUUCUUCCCAGCUGCUCGAGGCCGACUUCCAGGUUCAGUCAGACGCCGCGGGCGGCCUUGGGUUCGGCCUGUACCUGAGAGGGCGCUGGUGCGCGGAACGAUGGCCGGGCAGCUGGUCGGAACGGGGAAUCACAAGGGAUCUCACCUUCCUCGAACUCUUCCCCAUUGUGGUGGCGGUGCACAUUUGGGCCGAGUCCUUCAAGGACUCGGUCGUGCGUUUCUGGUGCGAUAAUUUGGCCGUGGUUCAGAUUAUUAAUAGCCAGACUUCCAAAUCACAGAGGGUGAUGGGGCUGGUGCGGGCCCUGGUUCUAACAUGCCUUCGCCAUAACACGCUCUUCACCGCCCAGCAUGUUCCAGGGGUGCAGAAUGAGGUGGCAGAUGCCCUGUCUCGCUUCCAGAUGCAGCGCUUCCGGAAGCUGGCACCUGGAGCCGCCAAGGAGCCCGAGCAGGGCCUCAGUCGGCUGGGCCGAGGGCGGCCGGGCAGCGCGCAAGAGUCCUCAUACUGGGCCAUUCCUUCAUUUUCUGGGCACGCAAGUGGGCGCAGAGCGCCGACCCUGGAACCCAGCUUGGUUUGGGGCGUUGGGCCACUGUGGAGUGGCUUGGCCGGCGGGGCAUGCGGAGGGCCCAGUUCCUGCCGAUGCUGCACGAGUUCCUGGAAGGGAAUCCUGUCCCGGAUGUCCUGCUGCUGCAUUUUGGAGGCAACGACCUGGUGGACCAGUCUGGCAUUUCGCUCUCAAGACAGAUUGCCCAGGACCUGGUGGUCGCCCUCUCCUGGUGCCCGGGGCUGGUGGUCAUCUGGUCUGACAUCACUCAGCGGCGAGUCUGGAGGGGGGCGGUGAAGCAGAACAAGGUAGAUAGGGCUAGGCGCGGGGUGAACGCGGCCAUGGCACACUUCAUCGCCUCAAAGGGGGGUGGGUGCAUCCCACACAACGACAUCGCGUUCUCGCUCCCCCAGUUAUUCAGGGGUGAUGGGGUGCACUUGUCCCCCCUUGGUAUGAGGUAUUUCUUAGACGAUCUGCGGCUGGGGUUGGCAACAGUGCUGUUAGGCCUGUGGGGUGGCGGGGCGUCAAGCUAGGCUGACGCCCGCUGUGGCGGGCACAGUGCGGAGGUGAGCGGCUGAUGCGGUGCGGCACCUUAGGUAAGCUUUAGCUGUAAGGUGGAGGGGCAGAUCCCUUGAGGCUUUACAGAUCAGGGAUGCUGCCUUGCUCCCACCUCCCUGCAACCGACACCCUUCCGUAUGGCUUUACAGCGUCGGACAGGUGAUGUAAAUUGCAGGGUCCUGACCUUAGGUCGGCAACGAAGGGCGCCCCCUUCUGGAAGGUGGGCCGCCUGGAGCCGAGGUGUCUGUGCCAUGAGAUUCUAGGGCGGGGGUGGCCACGUGGUGCCCCCCCCAUCCGAGCCCGCACUGUUGCUGCUCUGAAUGCCAACCCCAGCUGCCGUGCCUGUGCAGGCACUGUCUUAAAACCUUGUACCCCUAAUAAAGUGACCAGUUCCUCCAUAAUACUUCUGUGUCCGUGUCUCCUUGGGUCUGGGUGCAAGCCAGCCGAUCGCAGCCGCUCUAGGCUGCGCGGCUUGUUUGCCCUCAGCCCCACCCCCUGGAGCACAUGGCACUGGGAGCUAGCUCCCAUUGGCCCGGCUCCGUCUCGGAGGCGGGGCUAGCAGCAGUGAACCGGCAGCAGGCCUGUGCCGGCUCAGUCCUUCCCUGACCGAGCACCCUCCCUCCCUCCCUCUGGCAUAGGUUGGGCUUUGCUGGUCGCCGUUUGGGGCCGGGCAGGAAUUUUUUGGGUAUACGCUUGAUUGGCCUUAGCGUGCACCUUUUUUCGCCUGCCUCAACCUAUACCAGUUAGUAGCAAGGUUGCUUAGCAGGAUUGAUUAGUUAGCCAGGGAAAAGCUUGUGGUCACUUUUACCACGGGGUUAGCGGGCACAGUGCGGAGGUGAGCGGCUGAUGCGGUGCGGCACCUUAGGUAAGCUUUAGCUGUAAGGUGGAGGGGCAGAUCCCUUGAGGCUUUACAGAUCAGGGAUGCUGCCUUGCUCCCACCUCCCUGCAACCGACACCCUUCCGUAUGGCUUUACAGCGUCGGACAGGUGAUGUAAAUUGCAGGGUCCUGACCUUAGGUCGGCAACGAAGGGCGCCCCCUUCUGGAAGGUGGGCCGCCUGGAGCCGAGGUGUCUGUGCCAUGAGAUUCUAGGGCGGGGGUGGCCACGUGGUGCCCCCCCCAUCCGAGCCCGCACUGUUGCUGCUCUGAAUGCCAACCCCAGCUGCCGUGCCUGUGCAGGCACUGUCUUAAAACCUUGUACCCCUAAUAAAGUGACCAGUUCCUCCAUAAUA